AUGGGCAAUAUCUCCGAAGACUCCUCGCGGGAGGACUGCAAGUCUCUGCAGUCGCUCCCCUCCGGCGAAAGCCCGGCCAUCAGCUCGGUGAUGUUCUCGGCCGGGGUGCUGGGGAACCUCAUCGCGCUGGCGCUGCUGGCGCGCCGCUGGCGGGGGGACGCGGGACGCAGCGCAGGACGCGGGAACUCUAUCUCCCUGUUCCACGUGUUGGUGACAGAGCUGGUGUUCACCGACCUGCUUGGGACCUGCCUCAUCAGCCCCGUGGUGCUGGCUUCCUACGCUCGGAACCAGACCUUGGUGGCCCUGGCGCCUGAGCGCCGCGUGUGCAUCUACUUCGCCUUCGCCAUGACCUUCUUCAGCCUGGCCACUAUGCUCAUGCUCUUUGCCAUGGCCCUGGAGCGCUACCUAUCCAUCGGGCACCCCUACUUCUACCAGCGCUGGGUCACGCGCCGAGGCGGCCUGGCGGUGCUGCCCACCAUCUACACGGUCUCUCUGCUCUUUUGCUCCCUGCCGCUGCUGGACCCCGAGAAGUACGUCCAGUACUGCCCUGGGACGUGGUGUUUCAUCCAGCACAGCCAGACCACGUACCUGCAGCUCUACGCCACCGUGCUGCUGCUCCUCAUCGUCGCGGUGCUCGCCUGCAACUUCAGUGUCAUCCUCAACCUCAUCCGCUUGCACCGUCGGAGCAGGAGAAGUCGCUGCGGACCCUCCUUGGGCAGCUGCCAGGACGGCCCUGGGACCCGCAGGAGAGGGGAAAGGGUGUCCAUGGCGGAGGAGACGGACCAUCUCAUUCUCCUGGCUAUUAUGACCAUCACCUUUGCGGUCUGUUCCUUGCCUUUCACGAUUUUUGCAUAUAUGGAUCAAACCUCAUCCCAAAAAAACAAGUGGGACCUCCAAGCUCUUAGAUUUUUAUCCAUCAAUUCAAUAAUUGACCCUUGGGUCUUUGCCAUCCUUAGGCCUCCUGUUCUGAGACUAAUGCGUUCAGUCCUCUGUUGUCGGGUUUCAUUAAGAACACGAAAUGCAGCACAGACUUCCUGUUCUAUACAGUCAAAUGCCAGUAAGUAGAUUGACCUUCCCUGACAGUAGUUAAGAAGUGCUUCGUUAGCCAGCAUCUGGAAGAUCAUUUUGAAAUGGCUGCAUGGAGAAAUGAAAAAAGUAAGUUUACAAACCCAACGACACUCUCCUAAUAAAACAGAGUGAACAAACCUUUCAGCAGCGGCUGGGGCUACAGAGGUGCUGACAAGGCACUUCAUGGAAGUUGUCAGAAGGAUCUGUAAAACCUGCCUUCAACGAGCAGGUCAAUGAGUUGGUCUUUGGAGGAAAAACCAACCGCGUUCAGGAUCCAGUUGCCUUUUGAUUUAAACUUCCCCGUUGAGUGAGAAAGUAUGUGGUUUUGAAAUUUGUUUAAAACCCUAAAUAGUUACAGUGUUUUCUAUUUUAAUCUUCUAUGCUACUGCCGUUAUAAACAUGCAGCGUGCAGUCAGACCAAAUGAAACUUCGUGUGUCUCCUCUAGGAAGGCCAUGUGUGGAAGCAGCUGAGACUGGUGUCUUGUGUUGCUUAACAAACCCUUUGUUUGGCCAAUGAACUUGGAAAUCACAGGCACUUUGUACCGUUCUAUUUGUGUAUGUGGGAGGUCUCUCUGGUCACCACGGUAUUAUGCGUGGAACAGUGGGCUCAGCUGGUUAACGUCACCUUUUCACUAGUCCUCUAGAAGCUGUGUGUCAAAGUAUUAGGUAUUUAUUUUAUAAUGUCCAUUGUGCUAAGGGUAAUCAAGAACACUUCUGGAAUUUUCCUCUCAAAGAGAAAUAAUAGGCUAUUAAAAGAGUUUUAAUUCUGAUUAAUACUUUUCAUUCUCUUUCCAGGGAGGGGUAAUGUGGCCAAAUACUAGAAUUAAAAAAACUCUUCUAUUGCUCAUGUUGAGGCUGUGACUAAUAUCUACUUGAUAAUAUGACUGUCUUGUAGCAAAACUCAUGCAUCUACAUUUUUAUCCAGGAAACACAGUUUGACUCAUACUAUAUAGGAAAUCAUGCAAUAGUGAGUCAUAUCUUACUAUGUUUCUAAAUCUAAACGUUUAGCAUGGUGUAAACCCGGCAUCAAAAUAUUUCAGUGAAUUUGCGCUCUUUAAUCAUCUUAGUUACUGUGUAAACUCAUCUGAAAUGUCAGGAAAAUAAACUAUGAAACAAAAAUGGAAAAUGGGAUAGUAUUUGAUGAAUUCCCCCAAAUAACAGUUUCUAGAGUAGAUAUAAUAUUUUUAAUAAGAGAAAAGUGGAAAAUUAUAUUUAUUUUGGCAGGCAAGUUUGUAAAGUGUGGUUGUAUUAUAAUUUAGAUGUCAAAAUAUUCAGUAUAGUACUUGGUAUUAGAACAUUUUUUUCUUUCCGUACAGCAUGAUCUUCCAAACAGUAGAACCACCUUAUUUAUUUAUUUAUUU
Enhydra lutris kenyoni (northern sea otter) is the source of this 2429-nucleotide messenger RNA. Its product is annotated as prostaglandin E receptor 2. Lineage: Eukaryota; Metazoa; Chordata; Mammalia; Carnivora; Mustelidae. Bases 1 to 1065 code for a protein of 354 amino acids. Gene Ontology annotation, biological process: positive regulation of cytosolic calcium ion concentration; cellular response to prostaglandin E stimulus; adenylate cyclase-activating G protein-coupled receptor signaling pathway. Gene Ontology annotation, molecular function: prostaglandin E receptor activity. The transcript is spliced from 2 exons. Gene Ontology annotation, cellular component: plasma membrane. The record is from RefSeq and is a predicted model, not a curated record.